Messenger RNA from Scatophagus argus, 778 nucleotides. It is a transcript of the gene rab3c, whose product is annotated as RAB3C, member RAS oncogene family. Gene Ontology annotation, molecular function: GTPase activity; GTP binding. Bases 101 to 778 code for a protein of 225 amino acids. Gene Ontology annotation, biological process: protein secretion; regulation of exocytosis; protein localization to plasma membrane. Gene Ontology annotation, cellular component: plasma membrane; endosome; synaptic vesicle. The record is from RefSeq and is a predicted model, not a curated record. The transcript has 5 exons. Lineage: Eukaryota; Metazoa; Chordata; Actinopteri; Scatophagidae.
UGCUUCCUGAAAAAAAAAAAGACAGAGAGAUGCUAUCCAGCUGGGAGUUCAUUAUAGCCAGUGGAGCGAAUUUUUGAACAGACAGAUAUUACUGCCAAAAAUGGACCUGUACGGAAAGAUGGCUGCCACUCAAGAUGUGAAAGGGAAGGGAGAGGGAGGGGACCAAAACUUCGACUACAUGUUCAAGCUGCUGAUCAUCGGCAACAGCAGCGUGGGCAAAACGUCUUUCCUCUUCCGCUAUGCCGAUGACGCCUUCACUUCGGCCUUCGUCAGCACAGUGGGCAUCGACUUCAAAGUGAAGACCGUGUACAAGAAUGACAAGAGGAUCAAACUGCAGAUCUGGGACACAGCAGGCCAGGAGCGCUACAGGACCAUCACCACUGCCUACUACCGUGGGGCCAUGGGCUUCAUCCUAAUGUAUGACAUCACCAAUGAGGAGUCCUUCGGUGCUGUGCAGGACUGGUCAACCCAGAUAAAAACCUACUCGUGGGAUAAUGCACAGGUGGUGCUGGCUGGAAAUAAGUGCGAUAUGGAAGAGGAGAGAGUGGUCUCAGUGGAUAGUGGCAGACUUCUGGCAGAGCAGUUGGGUUUCGAGUUCUUUGAGACCAGUGCGAAGGACAACGUCAACGUGAAGCAGACCUUUGAACGUCUUGUUGACCUAAUUUGCGACAAGAUGUCCGAGAGCUUGGACGCUGAUCCAGCUAUUACCACAGGCACUCCCACUGCCAAGCUCACAGACAGCGCUCCACCUCUCCAGCAGCCUGGAUGCAACUGUUAG